AUGGCAGAGGAUUUGGUUCAUUCUAGCUUUAGCUUGGAUGAAGCGUUCAGUUUUGUUUUCGACAAUUCACCUGGUGAACCAGUUACACCAUAUCGGCUUGCCAUAUAUCUUCUCAUACGAGUUUUGGAUGCGAACCAUCGAUUGAAGCCGUUUACACACAAAGAACAAUAUCAGCUAUCGUCGUUGGUGCAUUCACUUUUAAAUGCAGUUAAUCUAAGCUUUCCAGAAAUGAUUGAUAUGGUGAUGGCACCGCUGAAAGAAGUUUCAGUAAAUUUAUUUUUGGAAUUUACGACAAAAAUAGAUGCUCAUCGUGGAAAUGUGGAAGUACUUAUCCGUCGUGAUGAAUUAUUUUAUCAGCCUCGAAAGCUAGACCGUUUGGGACAACCAUUCGUUUUACCCAAAAGUCUUAUCGGUAUUUUUGUUCGCAAGUUGGCAGUCACACAAGCGUGCCAAAGUGUUACGCAAAUUCAACGGUCACAUAAACAGUGGUUGGAAUGGUUGGAUGAUUCUCGUCCCGCUGCUCGUAGUGAUCUUUUUGGUGGUUAUGCCAAGAACGUGUCUAAUUUGACCGCUUCAUCUACAUCAGGUGAUACACAUCUGGCUCCUCUUAUAGACGACAUAAUGCACUUGAGAGUUACACCAAUCAAAGACAAGGCUACAAGGAUGAGUGAAGAAUUUUUGAAAGCCUCAAUAUCACCAGCGAGUAGAAAAAAAAAAGCAGUCGAAGUUGGACACCAAGACAAGCAGUGCAGAAGGAGUCUUUUCAGAGCUGAUGUACCACUGCCACCUACAACACUUUACGAAUUACAGCAACAUCCUGGUGCGCAACCACAACUAACUGAGCUGCUUUCUUCAAGUAGAGCUCGAGCUCUUAUCAGCCGACAGUUGCAUGCGUUGCAUGUUUCACCGGAUGAUGCAAUGGAAGAAAAACAACUGAAGGCUGCGUGCGAUUUUAUUAAGAAACAUUAUCCUGAUUUACCGCUUGUACAUUUGGUUGAUAUGAUGAAUGCGAUACGUUCUCAUAACAUGUUCGAAGCUGGUGAAGCAUUACAACAAUUCUUUGAUUGGACGGCGAUACGCAUCAAUGAAACGAGUAAUAUAAACCGUUCAAUCACUGCUACUGACCAGCGUCCCUUACGUUAUGCACCUUUGUUGCAUGCGAGACUUGCUCGAGUUUUUGGAUAUAAGGAUCAUGCUCGGCAUUUUCUCUCUGAAGCAGUGCACCAAGCACAAACGAGCCACGAUUUGGUCUGUUUACGAUUGGCGGAGGUUGAACAAGCUGCAAUCAAUGCAGAUGAAGAUUUGAAUUCAACCGGAGAAAACGAUUCAGCUGAUGAAUCGAAAACACAUUUUAUUUCGGCGGCACUGCUUGCAUCAAUGUCGAUUAGUAAUGGUGAAACACAGGAAUCAAUAGAGGAAGAUGAUAAGAUCAAAGCUGAAGAAGCUGAUACACGAGCUUUUAUUAAGCAACUCAAUGACUGUGCUACAUUGCAAAACUGUAUUAGCCUAGCAAGAUCUGCUAAUGACCCAAAAAGUAUGAUAAAGGGCUUGCAAAUGUGUGCUGGUGCUGAUUACGGUGUUGAUCGAGAAUCUCAGUCACGACUUGUGAAUGAGGCUGCCCGUGUAAUUUCUGCUACCAUAAAACUUGCAAAUGGUUUCGUCGAUUCAGCUACGAGUGAUUGCAAUCGUAUCCUCUAUUUUAAUCCGGGUGACCAAUGGUGUCAACGAUAUGAUACUGAGUCCCAUGUAAUUGCUGCAGUAAAUGUCGCUUACGCUCAUGCUUUAAACGGACAAUUUGAUGAAGCACGCGUGCUAGUGAAAAGAUUGAAGAUGCGAUUCACAGAGAAAAACAACUGGCAGUGUGCUUUUCAUUGGAAGUUAUGCGAAUCACUAAUUGAAUAUGACCGGGCUUUCUUCUUUGGUGACUGGAUGGCUGCUGAUCAAUGGCUCUUGAUAAUGGAGCAGUUAGCUCCUUCGGAAGCUGGUUUAAGAAAAGCCAUUUUGGUUCACUCCAAGGGUGAUCUGCAAGAGUCAAUAAAUAUAGCGAAGGAAAAUGUCGAAAGAGUGAAGAAUUCAAAAGAUUUAAGGCUGAGACUGAGAUGUGAUAUAGCAUUAGCAAUGUUAUAUGCCUCAAAUAAUUUGGAGCAUGUAGCGCUAUCAAUUUUGGAGCAGUGCAAGCAUCUUGCAUAUAAGCAUUCCCUGGAUACAUUUUACGCGAUUAUCAUGCGACGAAUUGCUUAUAUAGAUGCAACAGAAGAACGAUUUGACGAAGCAUUAAGGAAAAUUGAAGAGUGUGAGUGGGCUGUCAAAAUUCGAUGCCACCCUUUGGAAAACGCAUUUUUGCAUAUGACUUCUUCCAUAGUGUAUGCUCAGAAAGAUGACAUAUCAUCAGAUACAGUUCCGCAACAACUCAAUGCUCUAGCUGCAGCGCGUCGAGAAUUUCGCCGUGCUUCCGCACCACUUCUUGAGAAAGUCGUCCUUCUUAUUGCCGCCAAACUAUUUGACAGAUGUAAACAAACUGAUGAACGAGAUGAAUGUGCAGCACUGUUUUGUGAUAUGGAAGAACAGUAUCCAGGGCAAAUCGAUUGGACAAUUUUAUGAAUUUAGGUGACAGUUCGCUUUCUUGAUUUCCAUUGAAAUUAUAUAUCCCUUCCUGAAUAAUCUCAUAUGCUUGCAAUUGUUCGUUAUUAUCUGUAUUUACAAUCACUGCUGUGACGAAACAAACUCUAAACAAAGAAGUCAUGCCAAUUGCAGUGCACUUUUUAUUUUCAUAGGCAUAGCUACCUCACAUCAAAUACAAUGCGAAAGGAGAAAGAAAGACUAGAUGCCGU
This is a messenger RNA of Loa loa (African eye worm), 2831 nucleotides long. RefSeq lists its product as hypothetical. Gene Ontology annotation, biological process: anaphase-promoting complex-dependent catabolic process; positive regulation of mitotic metaphase/anaphase transition; protein K11-linked ubiquitination. The record is from RefSeq and is a predicted model, not a curated record. The transcript is spliced from 16 exons. Bases 1 to 2601 code for a protein of 866 amino acids. Gene Ontology annotation, cellular component: anaphase-promoting complex. Lineage: Eukaryota; Metazoa; Nematoda; Chromadorea; Rhabditida; Onchocercidae.